Didymella exigua CBS 183.55 is the source of this 2391-nucleotide messenger RNA. RefSeq names its product nuclear protein bima. The transcript has 4 exons. The record is from RefSeq and is a predicted model, not a curated record. Gene Ontology annotation, molecular function: protein binding. Lineage: Eukaryota; Fungi; Ascomycota; Dothideomycetes; Pleosporales; Didymellaceae. The coding region runs from base 1 to 2391 and encodes 796 amino acids. Gene Ontology annotation, biological process: cell division.
AUGUCGCCGCCGCCCUCAGCGGCCAACGCCCAGCUGCGACAGCUCAUACAUUAUCACCUCGACAACGGCUUUGUCGAGAACGCGCUCUUCCUCGCCGGCCGUCUCCACGCCCUCGACACCCGCAACGCCGACGCCGCGCACCUGCUAGCCCUCUGCAACCUUCGCCUGGGCCGAUACAAAGCUGCGUUCGAGCACUCCAAGACCAAGGCAGCGCAGGCGCAACAUCUGGGCUGUGUCUACGUGUUUGCGCAAGCAUGUCUGGGCUUGGAGCGCUUCGAGCUAGGCGCUACAGCGCUUGAGAAAGCCAGAGGACUGUGGCACGGGCGAAACCACUGGAACAAGCACUCGGAUACCUCAAGACGGCACGUGCCUGACGCCGCAGCGUGCUUUUGCCUGCUUGGGAAGCUCUGGACAGCCCACGGCGACACCAAGAAGGCUAUCGAGUACUACGUGGACUCGCUGAAGCUCAACUCGUUCAUGUGGGACGCCUUCACUGGUCUAUGCGACAUCGGCGCCGUUGUUCGACCCCAGAACAUCUUCAACACCACCCCGGCCAUGCUCGAAUCGAUAUCGCAGAUUGCGCAGAACAGUCAUGCAGCACAGAUCUCAUUACCGCAAGAUCUCUCGGACUGCAACAACCCCUUUGUGUCGAAACCUGAUGACGAUCCAUUCAACCCACCAACGCGCUCGCGCGGAGACGUAGCACUCAGCAUGGGGGGCACAGAUCUGCUUUCGAAACUGAACGGCAGGAACACAGUCCCGAACGGGCGAACUCACAACGUCGAAACCCCUGUGGCUAAUGGCCAGGAUCCUGACGACGAUGAUUUGAUGAUGGGUGAGGGCGGAGGCCCAGUUAUGACAGAGCACCCGCCUAAGAUGCGGCCCAUAACCUCGAGAGCGCGAACGAAGACGAACCCUUCGGACGGCGAGCAGACAGACAUACCACGACCAGUGAACCAGAACGGGCAUAAGAGGACUGUUUCCGGCCACUCUACGCAUACGCAACAUACGCAAGCUUCACAACAACACGCGGUCGACCCUACAGCUGCCCCGCCGCGUAGAAGCGCCCGACUAUUCAACUCGAUUGCUUCGAUAGGAUCUACACGCACUACAAGCCGGCCACCAGCUGCUGCCCCGAGCAGGGAUCUUGAUACAAGAGAACGGCGAGAGUUGCGGAGGGUCAAGGCUACGGGAACAAAGGGAAGGACAGCAACCACCUCGACCGUGGGACGAGUUGUUAGCGGCAACCGAAAGCCUACUAUCGAUGCUACAGAGUCAUCGGAGCCCAAGCCUAGGCCUCUGAGCGCAGCUGCGAUAGCACCGCUGCCUCCGCUCAGGAUGGCUCCUCCGACAGAGACUGGUCGGGAGGAAGAAGCAUUGAGGUGGCUUUUGGACCUGUUGUACAAGAUUGGGUCCGGCUACAGGUUCCUGAGUCGCUUCGAGUCUGUGCAAGCACUUCAAGCAUUUGCAUCGGUACCGAUAGCGCAGCGCGAGACGCCGUGGGUGCUUGCCCACAUUGGAAAAGCACACUAUGAACGCGCACAGUACGCCGAGGCGGAGAAAGUUUUCAAGAAGAUUCGUGAGAAGGCGCCUUCAUGGCUUGACCAUAUGGAGGUGUACUCCAACACAUUGUGGCAGCUGAAAGACGAGGUCGCUCUGGGCCACCUGGCGCAUACACUGAUCGAUCAGGACCGCCUUUCACCGCAGGCGUGGUGUGCUCUCGGCAAUGCGUCGUCUCUCGAGCGACAACAUGACGAUGCAGUCAAGUGUUUCCAGCGAGCAACGCAGCUGGAUCCUAAGUUUGCUUACGCAUUCACCCUGCAAGGUCACGAGCACGUAGCCAACGAAGAGUACGACAAGGCUAUGACCGCAUACCGGUACGCGAUCGCUGCCGACAAUAGGCACUACAACGGCUGGUAUGGUCUCGGAAAUGUUUACGAGCGAAUGGGCAAGUUCGAUGUUGCUGAGAAGCACUACAAGGCUGCGACUCAAAUCAAUCCUAGCAACGCUAUGAUCAUUGUUAGGAUUGGAAUGGUUCUCGACAAGAUGAAGAGGAGCGACGUCGCCCUGCUACACUUCCAAACCGCCGUCAACCUCGACCCACGAUCCAUCAUGGCCCGCUUCCGCAAGGCGCAAACGUUACUCAAGCUGGGCCGCUCCAGGGAGUCUCUUGACGAGCUACUAUGCCUCAAGGACCUCGCGCCUGACGACCCGAACAUCCACUUCCUCCUCGGCCGCUGCUACAAGAAACAAAGAGAUCGUGCGAACGCUAUAAGACAUCUGACAGUUGCGAUGAACCUGGACCCGAAGUCCCAUGGGGUUAUCAAGGAGGUCAUGGAAUCCAUCGACCAGGAUGACGAUGGUGGUUGGAGCAGUGACGAGGAUAGGUGA